This is a messenger RNA of Penicillium cataractarum, 1292 nucleotides long. RefSeq names its product type I HSP40 co-chaperone YDJ1. Gene Ontology annotation, biological process: protein refolding; response to heat. Gene Ontology annotation, cellular component: nucleus; cytoplasm; cytosol. The transcript is spliced from 4 exons. The record is from RefSeq and is a predicted model, not a curated record. NCBI's taxonomy places the organism in Eukaryota, Fungi, Ascomycota, Eurotiomycetes, Eurotiales, Aspergillaceae. Bases 48 to 1292 code for a protein of 414 amino acids. Gene Ontology annotation, molecular function: Hsp70 protein binding; ATP binding.
CCUCAUCUCUUCCCCUCCUCCACAUUCUUUCGCCUGAGCCCGACAUCAUGGUCAAAGACACCAAGUACUACGAGUGCCUGGGGGUUGAUCCCGCGGCUACUGAAGCCCAGCUGAAGAGCGCCUACAAGAAGGGUGCCCUGAAGUUCCACCCUGACAAGAACAAGAACAACCCCGAUGCCGCGGAGAAGUUCAAGGAGCUGUCGCACGCCUACGAGAUUCUUUCUGACCCCCAGAAGCGUCAAAUCUACGACCAAUAUGGUGAGGAGGGCCUGGAAGGCGGCGGUGCCGGUGGUGGUAUGAACGCCGAGGACCUGUUCUCUCAGUUCUUCGGCGGCGGCGGUGCUUUCGGCGGAAUGUUCGGCGGUGGCAUGCGCGACACCGGCCCCAAGAAGGCUCGCACCAUUCACCACGUGCACAAGGUUAACUUGGAGGAUAUCUACCGUGGUAAGGUCUCCAAGUUGGCUCUGCAGAAGUCCGUCAUCUGUUCCGGCUGUGAGGGCCGCGGUGGCAAGGAUGGUGCCGUCAAGGAGUGCACUGGCUGCAACGGUAGCGGUAUGAAGACCAUGAUGCGCCAGAUGGGUCCCAUGAUCCAGCGCUUCCAGACUGUCUGCCCUGACUGCAAUGGUGAGGGUGAGAUCAUCCGGGAGAAGGACCGCUGCAAGAAGUGUAACGGCAAGAAGACCGUUGUCGAGCGCAAGGUGCUGCACGUCCACGUCGAUAAGGGUGUGCGCGACGGCCACAAGAUCGAGUUCCGCGGCGAGGGUGACCAGAUGCCCGGUGUCAUGCCUGGCGAUGUUGUCUUUGAGAUUGAGCAGAAGCCCCACGCUCGCUUCCAGCGCAAGAACGACGACCUCUUCUAUCAAGCCGAGAUCGAUCUUCUGACCGCUCUUGCCGGCGGCAGCAUUCACAUUGAGCACCUCGACGACCGGUGGUUGACCGUAAACAUCGCCCCUGGCGAGGUUAUCGUUCCUGAUGCCAUCAAGGUCAUCCCCGGUCAGGGUAUGCCCUCCUUCCGCCACCACGACUUCGGCAACCUUUACAUCAAGUUCGACGUCAAGUUCCCCGAGAAGGACCAGCUGCAGAACCUCGAGCUGCUCGAGCAGGUUCUGCCCCCUCGCUCGCAGCAGAACCAGCCCCCAGCGGAUGCGAUGGUCGAGGACUUUGAGCUCGAGGAUAUUGAUGCCAACGAGAACUCUCAGGCACGCGCCCACGGUGCCGCCGGCUCCGCCAUGGAUGAGGACGAUGAUGACGUUCCUCCCGGUGCCGAGCGCGUGCAGUGCGCCUCGCAGUAA